Erpetoichthys calabaricus (reedfish) is the source of this 1747-nucleotide messenger RNA. RefSeq names its product ZP domain-containing protein-like. Lineage: Eukaryota; Metazoa; Chordata; Cladistia; Polypteriformes; Polypteridae. The coding region runs from base 56 to 1579 and encodes 507 amino acids. The record is from RefSeq and is a predicted model, not a curated record. The transcript is spliced from 9 exons.
AACUGUGGAAACAACAACAGAAGCUCCUUCCACAUCAAGCAACUGGUGGUGGACAAUGACUGGACAAACAACAACAGCAGUUUCUUAUACAACAACACUAACCCCUUAUACAACUAGCCAAAGUGGUUGGAGGCCUACCACCCAAACAUCAACAUACUCACCACCUACAGACUACGACCGACUAAGUAAAAUACCCAUCCAGUUUGUUGUGGAAGUUAUUUCUUCAGUGCCCAGCUGCAACUUUGGGGAUUACAGGCCUCUGUAUUUGAGCCCUACGCCUUCCCACAGACAAAUCCGAAAAGCGUUUGUCAAUAGUCAGUUUCAGUUCACCAUUAGAGCACAAGCAUCAUAUGCUGUUAUAGAGAACAUUAUGAUCAGUGGCCCUCUGAAUAUAACAAAAUCAUACCAGUAUGAUAACCAGACACGCAUUGGAGAAGCACAGGUGACAUGGACACCUUCUGAAAAUGACCAAGGCGAGUCCGUCCCCAUUUGUUUCUUUGCUGAGACUCACGAAGGGUACCAGUCUGAGCUGAGAUGUGUAGUAGUGACAGUAGGAAGACAAGACUUUCUCCCACUGAAUGCUGAGGCCAGCGUCGUGUGCACUGAGACAACGAUGUCCCUGUUUGUGCUGAAGUCUUCGGUUCCGGGCCUUAAUGAACAAUACAUGCGACUUAAUGACCCCCGCUGCUCACUGACAUCUAACUCAACACAUCUGAUCGCAAGUGUAUCUCUAAACUCCUGUGGCACUCGUUAUCAGGAAAAUGAGACAGAGAUAAUAUUCCAAAAUGAGAUUACAACAUUUGAUCAACCCAAUCAAGUCAUAAGCAGAAAAAACCAGGUCGAGAUUCCUUUCAGUUGUUCUUACCAUAAAACAGGGACAGCAUCUGCUGCCUUCUCUCCUCACAAAGCCAGCUACCUGUUCUCUGAAGCUGGCUUUGGCUCCUUCACCUUUGUGUUUGAGUUUUAUGAAAGCAGCGACUUCACAAGCAUCAUCGACCCCAGCGAGUACCCGAUUGAGGUGGAACUUGGGCAGAUGUUGUACAUGGGCAUCAGUGUGGAGUCGCAGCUUGAUAACAUUGUGCUGUUUGUUCAGAACUGUAGAGCCACACCUCAUGACGACCCCAAUGACCCAACCUACUAUGACAUCAUUUCAGACGGGUGUGUUCAGGAUGACACAACAAUCAUCUUCCCCAGCAACCAGACAGAGUUCAGAUUUGGAAUGGCGGCCUUCACUUUUAUCGGGGAUUACAGCCAGGUGUACAUGACCUGUACAGUCAUUCUGUGUACUGCUGGAAGUCCUGGAUCCCGAUGCUCUCAGGGCUGUGUUAACAGCACAUCUACUGCGUCCAGGUACAGGAGAUCAUUAGCUUCAGAAAGUCAGGAGCACUUCAUCUCUCAGGGACCACUCUACCUUGGAAGAAAAAAUCAGUACAACAAUGAGCUCAGUCUGAAUCCAAACAGCCUUGUCAUUGUGGUGGGCUUCAUUGUAGCUGUGGCCGCCAUGGCCGGUGUUGUGAUUUAUAAGAUAAAAAUGUCAAAGGUGGUCCGAUACGAACGUCUUCCUCCUUCAGAGUGCUGAGCAUCUUUAGAAUGAGUUGUCACCUCGGUGGAUUUGGGUGAAAAGAGGAGAAAUUACUGGGAGGCCAUAACCGCGUUUCCAAAAAAUAAAUGUUGACCUGAUAUAUGGUGGUGAGAAUCAGACUCAAAUUGAGGUGGCUUUGAAAAGCCAUGGUUACAUUACUUUUGA